Messenger RNA from Plasmodium malariae, 1275 nucleotides. Its product is annotated as Plasmodium exported protein, unknown function. Lineage: Eukaryota; Apicomplexa; Aconoidasida; Haemosporida; Plasmodiidae. The record is from RefSeq and is a predicted model, not a curated record. Bases 1 to 1275 code for a protein of 424 amino acids. The transcript is spliced from 2 exons.
AUGAGAAUUUGCAAGAUAUAUAUACUUUCUAAACUUUAUAAUGUUAUUAUUUUUGCUGCCUUCUAUCUGCUGUUAUUAAAUUUGUUUAUUGUAUCAGAAAAUGAUGGAAGCGAAAAAUUAUUAUUGAGCCAAAGAUGGGAGAGAAAUUUAGGUGAGUUAAUUCCAACUAUAAGAAAAUUUUUUUUGAAAGACACCGAUAUAGGUAAAGACAAAACAGUAAAACUUCAUUUAAGAACUAUUCUAAAACAUGAAAAACAUGAAAAGGAUGGAAAGAUUGAAAAGCAUGGAGAGCAUGAAAAAGAUGAAAAGCAUGGAAAGCAUGAAAAGGAUGAAAAACAUGAAAAGGAUGAAAAGCUUGAAAAGCAUGCAGAACAUGAAAAAGACGAAAAGCAUGGAGAGCAUGAAAAAAACGAAAAACAUGGAAAGCAUGAAAAACAUGAAAAGAAUGAAAAGCUUGAAAAACAUGAAAAGAAUGAAAAGCUUGAAAAACAUGGAAAGCAUGAAAAACAUGAAAAGGAUGAAAAAAAGCUUGAAAAACAUGGAGAGCAUGAAAAAGACGAAAAACAUGGAAAGCAUGAAAAACAUGAAAAGGAUGGAAAGAUUGAAAAGCAUGGAGAGCAUGAAAAAGACGAAAAGCAUGGAAAGCAUGAAAAACAUGAAAAGGAUGGAAAGAUUGAAAAGCUUGAAAAACAUGAUAAAGAUGAAAAGCUUGAAAAACAUGCAGAGCAUGAAAAGCUUGAAAAACAUGGAAAGCAUGAAAAACAUGGAAAGCAUGAAAAACAUGAAAAAGACGAAAAACAUGAAGAACAUGAAAAACAUGAAAAAGAAGAUAAAUAUGGUAACAAGAAUGAAAUCCCUGUUAUACAUGAUGUACCAACUGACAUAUGUAAUCAUAUUGAUGCAGCUGGUACAAAUUUAACUCAGACACAAAUACAAGAUAUGUAUUCAAAGUUAGAUGAUUAUCAGAGAAGACAUUAUCUUAAAAUGAUAGAUGAUUUAUAUAAUUUUACUUUAACGUAUGCAAAAAAUAAUAAAAUCUCAGAAGACUAUAGAUCUAAACAUUGGUGGGAAUGCAGAAAUAUUCUUAUAUGUAACUUAAUGAAAUUGCAUAGAACAGAUGAAGAGAAUUUUAUAAUUUUUCAAAGAAAAGAAUUUAUUUCAGCAGAAGAAUUUAAAAAAUUUAUAAUGGAUAAAAUAAAAUUAUGGGAAGACUUUACCUCCAGAAAGAAAAAAAUGUGGAUGGGUAUUUUAAAAGGUCAACUAAAGAAGUACUAA